AUGCACUCGCCCGCCUACGCCUACCUUAUUAAAGUUGAGAGAGGUCACUCGAGGCAUUGGGGGAGAGACCGACUGCUGCUCGUCGCGGCCGACAAGGAAACCAUCGACCAGUGGUUCAAGAGAUUUUCACCGCUUGGAGACAACUCACCCGUCAAAAAGGUAAACGAUUGCUGGUAUACCUAUACCAUUCCCACCGGCGAGUCUCUCAACAAUGUGAUCAACCUCGAUGAUCCCGCUCUCUCCGGCAAGAUGACUUUUGCCCGCUUGCCUGAUGCCGACCCGUCCUUGUAUUUCACCCCGAGGGCCAAAACGGCGGUCCCCGACCCGGUCCCCAAAACGACGGACACUCCCAGUUCUCUCCAGCAAAUGUGUCUUCCUUUCCCCACGUUCACCAACAAAUAG
This is a messenger RNA of Aspergillus mulundensis, 402 nucleotides long. RefSeq lists its product as uncharacterized. Bases 1 to 402 code for a protein of 133 amino acids. Lineage: Eukaryota; Fungi; Ascomycota; Eurotiomycetes; Eurotiales; Aspergillaceae. The record is from RefSeq and is a predicted model, not a curated record. The transcript is spliced from 2 exons.